Messenger RNA from Toxoplasma gondii ME49, 3484 nucleotides. RefSeq names its product nuclease, putative. Gene Ontology annotation, cellular component: cytoplasm. Lineage: Eukaryota; Apicomplexa; Conoidasida; Eucoccidiorida; Sarcocystidae. The transcript is spliced from 4 exons. The coding region runs from base 940 to 2289 and encodes 449 amino acids. The record is from RefSeq and is a predicted model, not a curated record.
GGAGAUUGUGAGAGAAAAGAGAGAGGAAGAGAAGGGGACAAUCGAGACAGUCGAGGCGACCUCGUUGCUUGGAGGAACCUCUCGUACAGCCAGCGCAGUUCAUCGCCAGCUGCGACUCCGCAGCCUGCAAGACGCGAGAGGAGAAAAGCGGAAAAAGAUAUCGGGGCAAUCGCGAGGGAAAAGCAUUCAUCGAGGACGAAGAAGCGAGGGCAGGGAAAUGUUGCGUGUCUCUGCCCCGUGAAGUCAGUGUGCUGUAGCCCGUGAAACAAACUGAGGGUAUCCAGUGAGGUUUUCGUACUCACGAGUGCUGGAUCUCCGUCUUAUCGAUUGCGAGAAGUCGAAAGACACCCGAGUGUUGUGCACAUGCGUUUCACUGGGCGUGUCCGCUCUAUGCGACUUAAAACCUCAUUUGAUUUGUCACCGAUUCGUCUUCCUCCUCCCUCUCGGUUCGAGGGCUCGCUCUGCUUCAGCGUGAGGCCUGAGGGAACUCCUUGGUUCCGCACUCACUUGAGAAGAGCACUCGAAGAGCAGUCUGCCGUUCUGUCGUUUUCAAAAGAAGAGCUGUGGCGCUUCGCCGCCCUUCCUCUGCAGUCCUGCGCUCUGCAGGCAGCGACAACACAAACGGUGUUCUCGUCUCCACGACGGAGCAUCCCGUGGCUGCCUCCUCACCCGUAAAAAUUCAGUUAGACUGCUCACACACUCAAGAAGAAGGGAGUUCACUCGCCUAGAGCGGCUGUCCAUCAUCGGCUGCGAGUCGACUAGGUAGACCCCGUGGAAGUCUAGGCAUUGUCUGUACGGAUCUCUGUAUGUCGGCGGCUUUGGGUGGCUUGUGUGUACGUCGACGAUGAACCUAGUGAGGGCGAACGCGCAAGCGACGAAAGUUUCGUGGAUCGUUCAGAGCCUGCCUUUCAGUGACUGGGUUUGAGUUCGCGAACCAUCAUGGGGUGUACAGAGUCGAAGGCGAAGGAACCGCGAGGCUGCCGGCGGCAAGACUCUAUAACAGCUCCGGAGAAGCACGUACCUGCGCCGUUCUGUCUGCCUUUCUCUCCUCAAGACUUUUACACCGGCGCAGAACUUCUUUCGACCGAAGCAGACAUCGGAGACGCCAUCCUCGAUCACCAGCUGUGCAUUGUGGGCCGUUGCGUAAAUGUCAGUGACGGCGACUCCAUUCGAGUGAGACACAUUCCGAAAGGGCACACGCUGUACCCUUUGCGUGCGCCUCGGAAGCGGGGAGAAACGCGGGAGCCGGUGCGAGAGCCGAGCGACGAGGAAGACCCGAGCAAAUGCUGGAAAGGGAAGCUAACCGAGAACACGAUUCGCAUUCGCCUCUACGGAAUCGACGCGCCUGAAACGGCCAAGUUCGGAAACCCUGGACAGCCGUUUGCCCAGGAAGCUAAACACUUCGUUACCCAGCGGCUGCUGCACAAAGUUGUGUACGUGAAAUGCCUGGCCAAAGACCAGUACGGCCGCCUGCUCGCUCGCGUGUUGAUUCCUCGUCCCGACGGCCUCAGUCACGCGCUCUUUCGAGGUGUCAGUGACGCCAAAGAGGGCGAGGUGCGAGAGCCAUGCGACGAGAAAGUGGACGACAGAGACCGGUUCAUCAUCUGUCUGAUGCGCAUCAUGCUUUGCCGCCCGGUGAAAGGCGUGAGGCAAUCCAAGAAAGACCCUGUGCAAGGUGCCCCCUCGUGGUGGUGCGACGAUGUGUGCGAAGAACUCCUGAUGGAGGGUCUGGCGUGUCUCUACAGAGGCCGAGGGGCAGACUACUGUGACCAGCGUCCGUUGUUGGCGAAUUUGGAGUCGAGGGCAAAAGAGCAGAAGCUCGGCUUGUGGAGCGCAGAAGACGGGGAGUUGCAGUUGCCGGGGGAGUACAAGAAGUCGACUCGUGCCGGACUUCUGGCGCCUGAAGCCGACAACGACGCAUGUUCCAACCGCCGAGGCAGUCGGUCCCGGCGCAGGAAGUCUAGAUCGCGUUCCCCCUCCCCUGCAGGCAGCGCUGCAGAUGCAGAGUGCUUCACAAAAAAUGCUGGAGAAAACGGGAGAGAAGACACACGACAAGCCGGGCCAAAGGAAGCAGAGGAGCCAGUCGCGGAGAUCCGGCCCAAAAGUCGUCGGGGAGGCAGAGGCGGCCGCAGCCGCAGCAAAUCUCGAAACCGCGGGGAGAAAAAGGACGAAGAGCGCGACGAAGAAGCCGACUUCGAAUGUACUGCGCAGCAACACGGGAGAAAAAAGAAACGCAACAGGAAACGGCGGGCGUCCGCAGAGCCCUCAGAAUACGUAGAAAGCUCGUAACUUAGGCUUGGGGCAAACACAGACACACGAGUCAAAGACGGCUUCCAAUACGAAGGAUAUACAGUUUAGAAAAAGUAGUGCAUAGGCGCGCAGGAAUCAUACUAGAGAGAGGAUGUGUAUCAGGGUCCGACACUUGAAGUCGACCUGCCUCUUCGUGCGAGUUUUUAUGCGGAUAAUGCAAAUCUGGCCGCUUCCCAGAUGGACUGCCGUUUUUCGUGCGGCGAUCUUGGAGGGCGCAGUUCCUUCUGUCCGUGUAGUAAAUACGAGGUUGGUAAAACAGGGCAUCUGUCUCUCUCAGGGUAGGGUAUGCGAAUUCCGAUCUCGUUUCGUGUGGACUUUUAGAGGGUGCCAUUUGGCAGAGCUGGCAGAGUGCAGCCAGCGAAUUCGUGGCGAUUUUUAACAGGAAUGCGUUGCUGGCAUUCCUUCACUCAUCUUCGGUGCAACAGUUCCCUGUAGAGUCCUUACAACAGAGACAAAUGGGCCUCGACGCCAUUUUCCGUUGCUCCGAUUUUCGCCUCGCUAUCCAGGCGAAGGGAACUUGUUCCCUGUGUUCUCUGUCGCGCCCGAGCUGUUCCCCAUUUCUCACAGGACUCACCGUUACGGCUGUCUCGUUACAGGGUGCCUGGAUGGUAUUUUCUAGCUCGUGUGCGGUAUUGGAGGAAAUUCCGUACAAAACGCUUUACUGCAGAACUCAUCCAGUGGCGUGUGCUACUCAUCAACAAAUGAGGAAAAGGUCAACACUUUAAGCAAGGUGUUCUGGUCUCUGGAGGGUUCGUUGCCUCACGUUUUCCGGAGCUGGAAGUCUUGCGGGAGCGCGCAGAACGGCUUUGCAGAAAUCGUGCGUUCCCCGUUACAUUUCGUUUUGCGCAUGCUCGACUGAAAGGCUUACAGAAAAAGGGUUUGUGUGCGUCACGAGCGAAGUUGCUGCGAUCUGUCGCUUGUCGAGGCUACAGGAAAGUCUAAUGGAAACGAAUUACGCGUGAAAAAACGAGGUUUUUUCUGAUAGCUCAAAACGUGUGCAUGGUCUUACCAUACCGCACACACAGUGUCGCGGACCCUGGUCCGCUUCCCGUGAACGUUUUCUGGAUGUACGAUUUAUCUUAUAUUCCCGGUUUGCGAUUUGCGCAUGACAAACGCGGCUUCCGAGAACCACCGCCUUGGCAACUACAUCAGUCUUGUUAAUCUUUGUUCCGUC